AUGGCCGAUACAAACCAAACCGAAACAAAGCCAGACGGUGCUGUCUUCGACGAUUAUUUUGAGAGCUUGGGCAAAAAGGCACAAAACCUUUCAGCCAACGACCAAAAAGAUAGUGACGCAACCAACAGCACAUUGGAGUCGGAUGAAGAACAGAGAGUAGUGGAUGAAAUCGAGUCAUUAUGUAUGAACUGCCAUGAAAAUGGAAUCACCCGAUUACUCCUCACACGAAUUCCUUACUUCCGCGAAAUUAUCCUCAUGUCCUUUUUCUGUCCCCAUUGCAACUUCAAAAACUCCGAGAUCCAAUCUGCUGGAGAGAUUCAACAGAAAGGAUCAAGAUUUGAAUUGCGCCUCACCACUCUCGAAGACUUCGCCAGACAAGUAGUAAAAUCUGAUACUUGUACUGUAAAAUUCAUCGAGUUGGAUCUUGAAGUUCCAGAAGGGCGAGGACAGUUGACCAAUGUAGAAGGCCUUUUGAGCAUGAUUCUUGAUGAUCUUGCUCUCAAACAACCAGAAAGAAAGGAGCAAAUCCCAGAAGUUUACGAAAAGAUCGAAGAUGUUAUCACUAGAGGCCGAAAGAUGCUUGCAGGCGAGGCCUUCCCCUUCAGACUAUCUCUUGAUGAUCCAGCAGGAAAUUCAUGGAUUGAACCAGACCAAAAGGAUGGUGUAGGAAAGCUCGCCAAGGUUCAAUACCCAAGAACUCCAGAACAAAAUGAAGCUCUUGGUCUCAGUGGUGAACAAGCUACUGAAGCCACAACUGGAGGACAACCUACCGCCGCAAGUUUCGAAGACGAUGAUAUUAUCCCCAAUGAAGUUUAUUCUUUCCCAGCUACCUGUCCUGGAUGCACAAGACAUUGUGUCACACACAUGAAGAUGGUUGAAAUCCCACAUUUCAAACAAGUCGUCAUCAUGAGCACCGUAUGUGAACAUUGCGGAUAUCGUUCGAAUGAGGUCAAGACUGGAGGUGAGGUUCCAGAGAAGGGUAAAUGCAUCACUCUCAAGGUAGAGAGUGCCGUAGAUCUAGCCAGAGAUAUCCUCAAGUCAGAGUCAUGCGCAUUGGAAUGCCCUGAACUCAAACUCUCGGUCAACCCUGGAACUCUCGGAGGAAGAUUCACCACCGUUGAAGGUUUACUCACACAAGUUCGAGAUGAUUUACAUCAACAAAUCUUCGAUGUUGGUGAUGCCGGAGAAGGUGGAGAUGGCAUGGAAUCAGAAUCUAAGAAGAACUGGAAGAUAUUCUUUGAUGGUAUUGACGAGGCCAUCAAAGGCGAAAGAAAAUUUACCAUUAUCCUCAGAGAUCCGCUAGCUAGUAGUUACGUACAGAAUUUGUAUCUGCCAGAUGACGAUCCAUCGAUCAAGACUGAAGAAUAUGAGAGAACAGAGGAGGAGGAGGAAGAUCUAGGUCUGUCUGACAUGAAGACCGAAGGCUAUGUAGAUGAAGUUGGAGACGAGAAGAGGAGAGUGGAGGCUGAGAAAGCUGCGGUGGAAGAGAAGAAGGAUUAA
Messenger RNA from Botrytis deweyae, 1500 nucleotides. RefSeq lists its product as uncharacterized. The transcript is spliced from 2 exons. Gene Ontology annotation, molecular function: zinc ion binding. The coding region runs from base 1 to 1500 and encodes 499 amino acids. Gene Ontology annotation, cellular component: cytoplasm; nucleus. NCBI's taxonomy places the organism in Eukaryota, Fungi, Ascomycota, Leotiomycetes, Helotiales, Sclerotiniaceae. The record is from RefSeq and is a predicted model, not a curated record.